AUGUCUGAAGGGCAUCACAUGGCAGACAUAGCUUGGCAGCCAGUUGUUGUUCCACAACCCCACAUCCUCACCUACAAAUCCGGCUUAAAAUCUAUGGAAGACAAAACGAUCGAGCUACAAGUUCAACCCUCCAAUAUUGAGCCAAUGGACAUCGACGAUCCUGACGAGGUCAUUAACGAACCUGCAGACAUAAUUCCAGAGGCCCACACGUCCUCAAUGACCAUCAAGUUGAGCUACCUCCUCUACAAGGAGAGACAAUCUGGAGACCCUCUGGCUCGCCCGCACUUCUUUAAAAUUACACCUACUGAAUCUGUGCGCGAUUGGACCGGCAAUAUCUCAGAGGCAUCGUUUGAAGAAUUCAAAAAGACUCUCUUCGCUCAUGUGACAACCAGCCGAAAAAUUCGCCGGAUUCUGGACAUGGGCAACUGCUCAGGGAGACUGUACUUCUAUGUCAGUGCUCAUUUAGGACAGCCCCUCGGUGUUUUUUGCCCACUCCACGGGAUCCAUUUUUGUAGCUUUGCUUCGUUUGUGGCCGAGGCCAUGCGACAACCUGAACGACCCAUCACCAUAAUUAUGUCAAUGUGCCAUGUGGUCCGGCACUGUGUUGCGGAUGGGACUGAAGUUGCGGCCCAUUUCUCUGGUGGUUCCUUUUUUGUUCUCAGUGAGAGAAACAAGUGUCCUGGAAGGGAGUACCAAUUUCAUACCGACCGUCAGGGCUUUCGACUACAGCCACACCUCGUACCAUCACGCAUCAAACCGGAGAUCGGACCGCUUGGAUUUGUUGAAGAACUUCUCCUAUUCUGUGGCAUUCCUCAGAACGACAGGCUUACUCACGGCCUAAUCGAUCUUCACCAAAUAGACGACUGGCGUUUUUUUGUUGGGAGGUCAUGCGAGGAGUUGGAGGACUUGGGAUUUGGGACCCGUACAAUUCAAUUGCUCGCGGAUGGUGUCCCACUGUACAUAGUUCACUUAAACGAUACCCUGUUUGAUACAUCAGAUGAGGAUGAAUUCAUCGACUAUGACGAUGAAUUCUAA
This is a messenger RNA of Puccinia graminis f. sp. tritici CRL 75-36-700-3, 1035 nucleotides long. RefSeq lists its product as uncharacterized. NCBI's taxonomy places the organism in Eukaryota, Fungi, Basidiomycota, Pucciniomycetes, Pucciniales, Pucciniaceae. The transcript has 2 exons. The coding region runs from base 1 to 1035 and encodes 344 amino acids. The record is from RefSeq and is a predicted model, not a curated record.